Molecule: messenger RNA, 2754 nt
Organism: Raphanus sativus (radish)
Lineage: Eukaryota; Viridiplantae; Streptophyta; Magnoliopsida; Brassicales; Brassicaceae
Product: protein IQ-DOMAIN 14
Exons: 6
Coding region: 473-2575 (700 amino acids)
Molecular function (GO): protein binding
Source: RefSeq, a predicted model, not a curated record
CUGCUACUAAAGAAAAAAUCCAAAAGGUGGUAAGAGAAAGGAAUAGGAAAGAAAAAGUUUCAAAAUUUCAUCCCAUACCAACUAGACAGACCCAGAUCCAAAGUUGCAGACUUUUCAACAUUUUCAAAGUAAUCUUACCCAUAAAAAGGAUUAGAAGACUAUUACUUUUUCUUAAACACGACACCCAUUAUGAAAAAGAAAGUAUAUUUUUUCUAUCUUGUGAAGUUGAGUGGAAACAGAGGAUAGAAGUGAGUCAUAGAGGAAACAAAGGAAAGUUACACACAAACAAGAGUUUUCUUCUCUGGCUGCUUCUCUCUCUCUCUCUGUUAAUUUCUUUUAAGAGAAAGCUACACACAAAUCUCAGAAGCAGAGUUGAUCCAUGCAGGUAAAAGAGUUUAGCUGCUGAAGCUCGAGUUCAUGCUUACAAAAUCGUAGCCAACAAUCUCAGUGAGGAAAGUAAUGUUUGAGAGAAAUGGGGAAGAAAGGAAGUUGGUUUUCUGCAAUCAAAAGGGUUUUUACUCCACAUUCCAAAGAGAAGCUAGGCAAUGAAGCAGAGAGAAAGAAUGUAAAAGAGAAGAGGAAGAAAGGUUUUGGGAAGCUAAGGCUUGGUGGAGAGCCUAGUAGCAUUGAGAAGAUCUUUGGCGAGGCUGAGAGAGACCAUAAUCUUUUCUUCAGGCCUUCUACUCCUCCUCCUGAUCGAUCAAAUCCACCCUCCUCCUACUCUCCUCCUAUAAGGCCUGCUUCUCCUCAGGUUCCUUCUCCAAGAGUUGCUUCACCAAAGUCUCAUCCUCCUCCUAGAGUAGAUUCUCCAAGGUCUCUUUCUCCCAAGCCUUCUGAUCGAUCAACACCAUCAUCAGCCUCUGCCAGUGCUCCUCCUCCUCCUCUGAAGCCUGCUUCUACUCGACUUCCUUCUCAGAGAAUUCCCCCUCCCGUUGUUCCUUCUCCAAGACCAUCUUCACCAAGAGUUGUCUCUCCACAAGCCGUCCCUCUAAAGCCUCCUUCUCCAAGAGCAGACCCACUAAGAUUGAAUAAUCCAAGACCAUCUUCACCAAAGCCUCCUUCUCCAAGAGCAGACCCACUAAGAUUGAAUAAUCCAAGACCAUCUUCACCAAAGCCUCCUUCUCCUAGAGCAGACCCACUAAGAUUGAAUAAUCCAAGACCAUCUUCACCAAAGCCUCCUUCUCCAAGUGCAGACCCACUAAUAUUGAAUAAUCCAAGACCAUCUUCACCAAAGCCUCCUUCUCCAAGUGCAGACCCACUAAGGUUGAAUAAUCCAAGACCACCUUCACCAAAGCCUCCUUCUCCAAGUGCAGACCCACCAAGCUUGGAGACUCCAAGAGCAGAACCACCAAGACUGGAUGCUCCAAGACCUCCUUCUCCAAGAGCAGAACCACCAAGACUGAAUGCUCCAAGGCUAACUACGCCUAGGCCUCCUUCUCCAAGACCAGUCUCGCCUAGGCCUGUGCAGCGACUAGAGAUUGUAUCUAGACCAGAGCCAACUCUCUUGGUCCAACAUGCUUCUGCAACAAAGAUUCAAGCAGCUUUCAGAGGUUACAUGGCAAGGAGGAGUUUCAGAGCUCUCAAAGGACUAGUCAGGCUUCAAGGGGUGGUGAGAGGAUACAGCGUGAAGCGUCAGACAGUAAACGCAAUGAAGUACAUGCAGCAACUGGUCCGUGUUCAGUCUCAGAUUCAGUCACGCCGCAUCAAAAUGUUGGAAAAGCAAGCGCAGCUUGAGAGAGACGAAGCUAAAUGGGCUGCAUCUGAGGCUGGUAAUGGUAACUGGGACGAUAGCGUGCUGACAAAAGAAGAAAGAGAUGCAAGAUCUCAGAGGAAGACUGAUGCAAUCAUCAAGAGGGAACGAUCCAUGGCCUAUGCUUAUUCUCACAAGUUGUGGAAGAACAGUCCCAAGUCUGCAGCUUCAGUUGGGCUUCCUCUAUGGUGGAACUGGAUGGAUAGGCAGCUUCCUCUUGCUAGUCCUGCACCGAGCCAUAGAGAUUACAGGCUAACACCAACAAGACUGCUAACACCAACAAGACUGAGCCCAAGCCCUCUGUCUCAGUCAAGCAACCAGCACCAUUUCAGGCAUGACAGCAACUUCGACACUUCCACACCAAAAUCGUCUAGGUCUACACUUCUCACUCCAUCCAGACCCAUCCGCACAGGCACAUCAAGAUACUCCAGAGGAGGAGGAAGACAAGAUUCUCCUUUCAGAGACAAUGACAGCCUCACGAGCUGCCCUCCAUUCCCGAGCUACAUGGCUCCAACGGUCUCUGCCAAGGCCAAAGUUAGACCAAGCAGCAAUCCAAAGGAGAGAGUGAUGGGUACACCAUCGUCAGUCAGUAGCGAGAGGAGGAGAAUGUCUUAUCCACCGACGCAACAAGGUUUGGAUACGUUUAGAUGGAACAAAGGAUCAUUGCUAAUGAGCAACAGCAGCAGCCAGAGAGGUGGCCCUGGUUCACCUGGAGGUGUGGUACUUGAGAAGCACAGGACACUUAAAUCAGUAGGGAAUUUGAGCAUUGGUUCUUCUGCUGUUUCGAUGCCAGAUGGUAGGAAACCGUUUAACAGAUAUGUGUGAUUUCUUUUGAUUGAGCCUUUUUCUUUUUUUUUUGUAUGCUACUUUUGCUUCAUUUGUGGGUGGUGUUGAUUUUGAGUGCUGUUCUAAUCUGGAUUUAUGGAUUUACUUAUGUAACAUAAUAAAAGGAAAAACAAUGAUAGGUUUUGGUUUGAAGUAAACAUAAGGUAUCUUCAAGACUA